Molecule: messenger RNA, 1505 nt
Organism: Styela clava
Lineage: Eukaryota; Metazoa; Chordata; Ascidiacea; Stolidobranchia; Styelidae
Product: chymotrypsin-like protease CTRL-1
Biological process (GO): proteolysis
Molecular function (GO): serine-type endopeptidase activity
Source: RefSeq, a predicted model, not a curated record
CGGACGGAAAAGUGUAUUGUAGCAUGUUGGCAUCAUAUUGUGAUCAAGAUUUCAUGUCUACGUGUGACUUAACGUGUAAUAGAUGCGGGCAAUCAGGCUCUUCCGUCUCAGGUGGAGGUGCUUGGUCGGUUUGCUCCAAACCAUGUGGAAUUGGUACGAGAUAUCGUCAAAUAUCUUCAACAACAGAAUAUCAGUCUUGCAAUAUACACGCGUGCCCAAGCAUUAGUUGCCCUGCAACGUACCGUUAUGGAUAUCGAGUCGAGAGAGAGCAACGAUAUGAGCUUCCCCAUUCUUGUUGCGACGUGGAUGACUAUGCGACUUGCGGAAAAUCAUUCUUAACUUCAGGUCAACGCGUAACUGGAGGCAAGGAUGCAUUACGAAAACAGUGGCCUUGGCUGGUUGCCAUGUUUAACCGCCGUUGGACUUUACUUUCUGGUGGUACUCUUAUUGGUACGCGAUAUGUACUGACGGCAACUCACAACUUUUUUGAUGGUAAUAUGAUUCCCUACAAGAAAAGUGACUACACUGUAUACUUCGGAAUGUUGACAUUAUCUGAUACUUACACAAACUCGAAGAUUUCUCAACUAUUCCAUUAUUCUGGAACAAACUUCAAAUUUCCUUACGAUGAUAUAACGAUUGUGAAGGUGGCCACUCCUGUCAGAUUUUCAUCUCUCAUUCAGCCUAUCUGUUUACCAGGAGGUGAAGUCACUCCGAAAGAUACCACAUGCUUCAUUGCAGGAUGGGGAAGCACUGGCACACCAAACAAGGCGUCGUGGCAUCUUCAAGAAUUGGGAAUUCAAAAUUUUGAUGUGAACGUCUGCAAGACAAAAUACAAAAACUAUCAUGAUAUGAACCAAUACAUGCCGUUUCUUAACGCUGGUAGAAAGUACCUCUGUGCCGGCAGUUUACAUCGCUCAGCGGGAAGUUGCGAGGGAGAUAGUGGGGGUCCACUCAUGUGUCAGAAGUGUUCGUCUUGCAGAUGGUAUUUAGCUGGGAUUGUCUCUUUUGGCCUCACCGAUUGCACAACAUGGGGCGUUCCAAGCAUAUACACAAAAGUGACAGAUUACGAGAUAUGGAUCCGCACUAUUACACAAGAAUCAGCAAGUUCCCCUACCUGCAACUAUAAUGGAGCGGUCCCUUAAAAAUAAUAUAUUUGUACACUGACAUUUCGUAAAAUUUUAAGCAGUACACAGCAGCAAUUUAAGAUAAUAUAAUUAAAAUUUGUUGAAAUAUUUUAGGAAUUUAGUUUUAUUCAACUAAAAAAUAAUUCAUGUGCUUUGAUAUAUAAAGAUUUUGCAUGCAUUUCUGAAAGACGAAAUAUCAAAUUAUCGGUAUCAGAUUCAUUCACCCCUAUUAAAAGCGUUUUGGGAAUUUAAAAUGAAAGGUAAUACAGAUUUGUUUAUGCAGGAAGAAAUAACUAAUACUAUUUUACCAGUAUGGUUUUGUUAUCUUGUACCACGCAUCAGCCGAUAAUAGAUAAUGGUCCAAUUGAAACUCCAUGACAG